CUCUGCUCUUUGACUCCAAUGUCCAUAUAAGGCGGGCGGCACCAUGGCAACUGAAGGGCUUGAAUAGUAGUGUCAAAUCCCCUAGCAGAUAGACACAUGCUCGCUCGCUCGCUCUCCCCCUCCCUUACCACGUGUAUUAGAAAGGAGGAGAGAGAGAAAGAGAGAGAGAGAGUGAGAGAGGGAGGGAAAGAGACAGAGAGAGAAAGUGAGAGAGAGACAGAGAGGGAACAGAGAGGCAGCAAAGAGGAAGCUAGCCAGCUGCCUGAAGGAGUGCGCAGCCUGAUGACUGCCUUGCCUUGUUUCAAGGUGGUAAAUUAAAUGAAUGUUUGCUGGAGCUAAAAAGCGAGGGGACCUGAAAAAGCUGCGAUUCUUCCCACAGUCUGAGCACAGAGAAGGGAGGAAGGUUUAGGCCGCAAGCCGUUACUGCCGGCAGGCAGGCGCUGAACAAAUAAGAAGCAGGGCCAUGCAGGGACAUCGGUGAAACAGGACCCCAGCAACGGUGCAGAGUAUUUUUUGUUUUUUUUAAUUCACUCUCCCAAAGCACAAAGCCAAAGGCGCAGGAAGGAAAGACAUCUGGGCCGUUUUUUCAUAACAGGCAGCAAAGCUGGUACUUCCGUGAACUUGGGUCCUGUUUUAUGGCGAGAGAGCAGAGGCGGCGGCCGAGGGAGGGCUGCCUGUUUUCUCAUCAGUCGCUUCUCCGUGUUGUGCCGCCUGCAGCCCGGACAUCAGAGCACCGGCGCUUAUUUCCAGUCUGCUGACCUGGAAGACUAUUUCGCAAAGGAAACUGAACAGGAACUGCUGCCGAGAGGAAGUCCGGGAAACACACGUGUUAAUCCGGCGCCUUGAACACGCUGUGUCUUAGUCUGCUAUUGGUGGAAGUUUUGCUACUUACUAUGCACCAUCAGCAAGAUUCAUUCAUUGCACCGUGACGUUCCCCUGACUUGCUGCUGUACUUCUACUGAUAUUCAUGUUUCAAGAUUCUUUUGCUCCUCCGUUACUUGUGUGUCUGACUUUUGGGCAGAUACCAAAAACAGAGCUCAGUAGUAACUGGUUGAACUGGUUUAGGAAAGGGGUGCUUUUCUUGCUUGAUUUAUGAGUGCACGGCCAGCGUCCGUCUGGUUCCCCAGCACCUCAGCGCAGACACACAGUCACUUCUCCACAACCGAGAGGGUCUCUGCUCCCGUUCCUGGGCUCAUGUGAUGAUUAAGGAGACUCUUUUAGAAAUGCUUGACUUUAAUUUAUUUUUUCCUUUGGAAAGAGCAGAUUGAAAAUUGUAGUCCCUUGCACGCUGGUCUGCAGUCGUUGGAAAGACUGUGGUAAAAGCGCAAGAGGUAACUGAUUUUAUAGAGAGGAAGUAGGGGAACUAAAGGAGUGCAUGGGGAGGGAGGCUGAAUGAUCCGCUGGCAGUGAAAAUGCCACAAAUCAGCAGGAACAUUAGCUUGAUGUAGUACUUUGUUGUUGUUUUUCGUUUUACUGCUGAAGUGGUAGAAUCCCCCCCAAAAAUCGUUUUCAUCAUUUCAGUUUUUUUUUUUGUAAUUUUCUUGGCAUUUGUAAAAUCUGACUAAUGCAUUAAGUAACAUUUAAUAACAGGCUUAGUUUUGGAUACAUUUCUCAGCAGUGCCCCGUUAUAUCAGUGUUCCGGGUGGUCUGGAGCAGGGGGUGUUGGUUCCCUGGUUCCCGGAUCGGACUGGAACCUCAGCAAUGGCCAUGGUGAGCGGGGGGUGGGGCGAUCCCAACGGGGACACCAAUGGACUGGGGGAGAAAGGGUACCUAAGGGCCGAUGAGGAUGACGGCUCGCCCCAGGCGGGCAGCAGCGACGUGGAGGUGGGGGAGGACGACAAGGCCUGCUCAGUGGACUGCGCGGUCUGCGGCGACAAGUCGAGUGGCAAGCACUAUGGCGUGUUCACCUGUGAGGGCUGCAAGAGCUUCUUCAAGAGGAGCAUCAGGCGUAAUCUCAGCUACAGCUGCAGGUCGAAUCGAGAAUGCCAGAUUGACCAGCAUCACCGUAACCAGUGCCAAUAUUGCCGGUUGAAGAAGUGCUUCCGUGUCGGAAUGCGCAAAGAAGUCCAGCGUGGACGCAUCCCUCCUUCGCACUCAGGAAUCAGUCCUACAUCCCUGCCCGGGGGCGGUGGUGGAGGCAGUGGAGUAGGAGGCACUGGAGAGCUCUUUAACGGGCAGCCGGUCUCAGAACUCAUCUCCCAGCUGCUGCGGGCCGAACCCUAUCCCAGCAACCGCUAUGGGCCCCAGUACGGCCAGCAGCAGGGGCAGGUGCAGGCCGGCGGACCCGUCAUGGGCAUUGACAACAUCUGUGAGCUGGCGGCGCGGCUGCUGUUCAGCACCGUCGAGUGGGCACGCAACAUCCCCUACUUUCCCGAGCUGCCCGUGUCGGAGCAGGUGGCUCUAUUGAGGCUCAGCUGGAGCGAGCUCUUCAUCCUGAACGCGGCACAGUCCGCCCUGCCGCUGCACACGGCCCCACUGCUGGCCGCCGCUGGCUUCCACUCGUCGCCCAUGUCGGCCGAGCGCGUUGUGUCCUUCAUGGACCAGGUGCGCCUCUUCCAGGACCAGGUGGACAAGCUCACGCGCCUGCAGGUGGACUCUGCAGAAUACAGUUGCCUCAAAGCCAUCGCCCUCUUCUCCCCUGACGCCUGCGGCCUGACGGACCCCGUUCACGUGGAGAGCCUGCAGGAGAAGGCCCAGGUGGCGCUGACAGAGUACGAGCGGCUGCAGUACCCCAGCCAGCCGCAACGGUUCGGCCGCCUGCUGCUGCGCCUGCCUGCCCUGCGCGCUGUGCCCGCCUCGCUUAUCUCCCAGCUUUUCUUCAUGCGACUGGUGGGCAAGACGCCCAUUGAGACGCUGAUCCGUGACAUGCAGCUGUCCGGUAGCUCCAUCAGCUGGCCCUACGUUCCCGGGCAGUGAUGGCGCUGCCUGCCCUGGCCUCUCCCUCCAAGCGACCCAGUAUUACACCCUGCAGCCGCCCCCUCCCUCACUGGAUCUCCUCUGUUUAGCAGGCUCUCGGCAUACUGUACGUAACGUCAGCGUAGGAUCUGGCAAAAUGCCUGAAAUGACAUGCGGUCACACCGUGACGACAGUCACAUGUGCGUAUCACACUGGAGCCCAGACGGUGUCGGUAACGGUGAUGAGUGUGAGCACGUGCCACGCAUCAGUUACGUGACUCCAGCCGCGUGGGGUCGGUCACUAUGUCGAGAGGGACCACGAGCCCCGCGUCGGUUACGUGACUUCAGCUACCAGCCGCGCGGGGUCGGUCACUAUGGCGAGAGGGACCACGAGCCCCGCGUCGGUUACGUGACUUCAGCUACCAGCCGCGUGGUCAGAUUCAAGGAAGUCGGUUUCGCAGGCAAAACAAAAACAUUUAUAAUACAAACUUUCAUAUAGUGAAUGAUAACCUCCCACAGUUUAUAAAUAGAUUUGGUAAAAGUAUGUUUGUUAUGCUUUAAAAUGUUCCAUCUAGAUGUUCUAGAUUUACGUUUAAAUGCCAAAGAUCUGAUUACUCUAUUGUUAAUAACUUUAUUACUAAAUAUAAAAAAAACUCUAAACUGAAGACAACCAUUUCGUUCGAAUCAUUAAUGAAAGUCAUUAUUGCAUUACUUGAAAUAUUUGUGCACAUUUAUAAUGCCUUUGUUUGUGGCAUAAUUAUCAUACUUACUGUAUGAUCUUAUGCAAUGAACAAAUAAGUAUUUUAGUGUCCACUUCAUAAAUAAUAUGGAUUAUACAUAACUGGUAUUCACCUGAAUUAACGUUAAACAAUGCAUACUCAGUUUCAUGUCUUGGUUGAAAUUACAAACCAAAAUUACUCAGCUGAGAUCAGUAAAAAGUUUGUCAACUAGAAUGUCUGCUUCAACUUAUUUUAUCAGUUAAUAGUAUUGGAAGUAUUAUCUGACCUUGUAGUACAAAAGGCAUAAAUUUGACAUGCAGUAUUCUUUCCUGUGCUGUAGGGGGAGCCAAAAAUAUUUCUGAAACUAGACAAGGGUAAAAGAUUACACAGCAUAAUGGUGCAUUGAUAAAGUUUUACUGUCCCAUGCAUAUGAGUGUAUAAAAAAAUCAACAAAUUUCAGUGUAAAAAUGCAUUUCUGUUUGUGCCCAGUUUACCAAAGGCUCAUUCCUUCAAAUAUGCCAUAAAUUAGUUGUGAUUUCAUGCACUUGCAUCGAUUCAUGUAUUUCAGUGUAUUUAAUGAAUUAACACUUGCAUCUUGGUGAUUCUUUCACUGUAAUAAAUGAUCGGUUUUAGGGGCCAGUGUGGUCCCUCCAACAGCAUUUUUUAACAUAUUUAUUUCAGGGAUCCCGGUUGUUGCCUCAUUUAUCAAGAGUUUUUAUGGUUUGUUUUUAUUCUUAUUUAUUCAAAUUAAAACGCACAGUUAAUAUGACCAUUUCCCGGGGUAAAAUGAAAUAAGCAUUAGCUGUCACUGCCGAUGGCCUUUUCUACUGCUGAUACUGGCAUUACGUGUGGCACAGAAACCAGUGACACAUUCUGUAGAAUAAAGAAUGGAUAUUA
Brienomyrus brachyistius is the source of this 4510-nucleotide messenger RNA. Its product is annotated as nuclear receptor subfamily 2 group F member 6-like. The transcript has 4 exons. The record is from RefSeq and is a predicted model, not a curated record. Gene Ontology annotation, biological process: negative regulation of transcription by RNA polymerase II; cell differentiation; anatomical structure development. Gene Ontology annotation, molecular function: nuclear receptor activity; zinc ion binding; RNA polymerase II cis-regulatory region sequence-specific DNA binding. NCBI's taxonomy places the organism in Eukaryota, Metazoa, Chordata, Actinopteri, Osteoglossiformes, Mormyridae. The coding region runs from base 1702 to 2916 and encodes 404 amino acids.